CGGGAUGAACUCCAGGAAUAUUCUUACACAACAUUACAGUGUCACAACCAUAACCCCAGCCACCCGCGUCGUCAAACUCCGCCGACAGUCGAUUUCCGCUGUAGCGGCACCACCUCAGCCGCGUCCGGCAGUUCCAGGCCCGUCGAAGACACACUCGAUGCCACCUGAGAAGGUGGAUAUCUUCAAGUCUCUUAACGGGUGGGCUGAGGAAAAUAUACUCCCACUACUAAAACCAGUGGAGCAGUGCUGGCAGCCGCACGAUUUCUUACCUGACUCAUCCUUGCCGUUGGAUGUGUUCGAGGGGCAAGUUCGUGAGCUGCGUGAGAGAUCGUCGGAUUUGCCCGACGACUAUUUGGUAGUUUUGGUGGGUGACAUGAUCACCGAAGAGGCCCUGCCCACUUACCAGUCUUUCGUCAACCGCCUCGAUGGGGUUAAUGAUGAGACCGGAGCCAGCCCGGAUCCUUGGGCCACCUGGAACCGUGGUUGGACCGCCGAAGAGAACCGGCACGGGGAUCUCCUCAAGACCUACCUGUAUCUGUCCGGACGGGUCAAUAUGCCCAAGAUCGAGACCACCAUCCAGUACCUUAUCGGCGGUGGCAUGGACACUGGAACAGAGAACAACCCAUACUUGGGGUACGUGUACACGUCGUUUCAAGAGAGGGCCACAUUUGUAUCGCAUGGCAACACUGCCAGGCUGGCAAAGGAGCACGGUGACACAGUGUUGGCACGCAUCUGCGGUAGCAUUGCUGCAGACGAGAAGCGGCACGAGAAUGCAUACGUGAAGAUGGUGGAGAAGCUACUGGAGAUAGACCCCUCCGACGCCAUGUUAGGGAUCUCCGAUAUGAUGCGAAAGAAGAUCGCCAUGCCUGCUUACCUCAUGUACGACGGCCAAGAUCCCAAUCUCUUCGACCACUUCGCCGCCGUCGCACAGAGAACCGGCGUCUAUACUGCAGGAGAUUAUGCAGACAUAUUGGAUUUUCUGGUUGGUCGGUGGAAGUUGGAGAAGCUAGAGGGUCUCAACAGCGCUGCCAACGAAGCCCAGGAUUUCGUGUGUGGGUUGGCUCCCAGGUUCCGAAAGCUGCAUCAACGAUCGGAAGAGCGGGGACGUAAGUCGAAGCCACGCAGCGUACGGUUCAGUUGGAUAUUUGACAAGGAGGUUGCCUUCUAGUUUGUCUAAAAGAGAGAGAGAGA
Messenger RNA from Telopea speciosissima, 1191 nucleotides. Its product is annotated as stearoyl-[acyl-carrier-protein] 9-desaturase 6, chloroplastic-like. Gene Ontology annotation, biological process: fatty acid metabolic process. Lineage: Eukaryota; Viridiplantae; Streptophyta; Magnoliopsida; Proteales; Proteaceae. Bases 5 to 1168 code for a protein of 387 amino acids. The record is from RefSeq and is a predicted model, not a curated record. The transcript has 4 exons. Gene Ontology annotation, molecular function: stearoyl-[ACP] desaturase activity. Gene Ontology annotation, cellular component: chloroplast stroma.